Messenger RNA from Seriola aureovittata, 3430 nucleotides. RefSeq names its product glycogenin 1a (gene gyg1a). NCBI's taxonomy places the organism in Eukaryota, Metazoa, Chordata, Actinopteri, Carangiformes, Carangidae. The transcript has 7 exons. The record is from RefSeq and is a predicted model, not a curated record. Bases 16 to 1176 code for a protein of 386 amino acids. Gene Ontology annotation, cellular component: cytoplasm. Gene Ontology annotation, molecular function: glycosyltransferase activity.
GCUGUCACUGGUCACAUGACCCGGAAAAUGUGGGGCUUAAUUCCUGUGUUGGACUGCUCGCAGCUGCUGCGUCUUUGCCCUUCGCAGUGCAAGCCCUGCGCCUUCCCCAUCACGACCCCCGACCCCCGGGUUGACUCUCCUCAGCGCACCAUGUCGGACCAAGCUUUUGUGACAUUGGCAACAAAUGACAACUACGCCAAGGGAGCGAUGGUUCUUGGCCAGUCGUUACGAAACCACAACACAACCAAGAAGCUGGUUGCACUCAUCGGACCUCAUGUUGCAGAAGCUUGCAGGGAUGUAUUGCGCUCCAUUUUCGACGAGGUGUGCGUGGUGGACGUGGUGGACUCGGGCGAUGCGGCUCAUCUGGCCCUGAUGAAGCGUCCGGACCUGGGAGUAACAUUCACCAAACUGCACUGCUGGACUCUCACACACUACAGCAAGUGUGUGUUCAUGGACGCAGACACACUGGUGCUGUCAAAUAUAGAUGAACUCUUUGAGAGGGAGGAGCUUUCUGCGGCACCAGAUCCCGGUUGGCCGGAUUGUUUCAACUCCGGGGUUUUCGUCUUCACACCGUCCAAUGAGACGCACGAGAAGUUGCUGACGUUCUGCGGGGAAAACGGCAGCUUUGACGGUGGAGAUCAGGGGGUUCUCAAUAGUUUCUUUAACACCUGGGCGACGGCGGAUAUUUCUAAACACCUUCCCUUCAUCUACAACCUCAGCAGUAUCGCCAUCUACUCCUACCUGCCAGCUUUCAAACAGUACGGCCAUGACGCGAAGGUGGUGCAUUUCCUGGGCCAGUCGAAGCCAUGGCACUGCUCCUAUGACGCUGAGAAGGGCCAGGUCAAAGGUCACUCCCUGUCUUCUGACACUUGCCACCUACACCCGGACUACCUGCUCAUGUGGUGGCAGGUGUACGCCAAAUCCGUGGUGCCUUUGCUGCAGCAGGCCUACGGGGACACGCCGUUCAACAGCGGCUUCGUAGAGGCGAGCGAGAACGGUAAGCUUCAUGAGGAUGUGGGAGAGCAGCCUUCGCACUCAGCUCCUCCUCCUCCUCCUCCUCCUCAGAAGGUUUCAUCAGAGGAGAGGAAGCAGCGCUGGGAAGCGGGCCAGAUCGACUACAUGGGUGAUGACUCCUUCGCCAACAUCGAGCGAAAGCUUGACUCCUUCCUCAAGUAGCAGUCAGGCGAGCGAGCUCCACAGACAGAGGGAGCACCGUCUGAAGCUCUGUGUGGGUGGGAGAUUUAACCACCGCUCAGCCAAUCACAGAGGCUUGAUGAGCGGGUGACUGAAUGAAGGCCUCUGUGCAACUUUCAGCCUCAUACUCUGCAUCCUGUCAUGUGUGUAAAUGACAGAGAGUAUAAGUUUGACACAAUUCCCAUGCACUCAUACCAUUCAUUCUUGAUAUUUUGGGAAAUGUGCUCAUUUGUUUUCUUGCAGAGAAUUAGAUAAGAAGAUCGAUACCACACACGUCUGUAUGGUAAAUAUGAAGCUUAGCUUAGCAUAAAGACAGGAAGCAGGGGAGAACAGCUUGCCCCAAAUUAAACCUCUCAAAACCUGCAACCUCAGACUGUGCACAUUACUCUGUGAUUUGGUCUCAUAGUGCUCCAUGUGAAAACCAUGUUACAUGUGUUUUUUAAUCCAGCUGUGGGUUACAUCUUCAAACAGAUUUAUGUAAUCUCACAGAUGUUUACUAUCUGCUCAGAGUGAUAAAAUGUUUACCCAGGGCAAAACUGGUGUUUAUAUCCAAACGUAUUUACAAUGACAAAGCCGCUCAGCUCUGCACAUGUUCUGUGCUGAGCUGUCGGGCUAUGAUAGACAGAGGCUGUGGGUAUAAAUGUAGCAUUUAAAUGUUGGUUUUGACCCGGGCAAACAUUUUAUAAGUCUGGGAGAACAGUAAACGUGUGAGUUCCUGAAAAUAUCUUUGACGAUAUAAUUCACAGCUGAGAUAAAAAACAAACUGUGCAGCGCUACGGGGCUGAAGCACAAAGUAAAGUAUGGAGUGCUGAGGUUACAAUAUGUCCACCUACUAGCCCCGCUGAACUUCACUAAUUAACAGGUUGUACUUUGUUUAAUUUAUACAAAAACGAAAGUCUAUAAAUUACAAUAUAUAUACUGGAUUAUUUCUUAUCCAGGCGCAGCAACUCCCUCUGAACCUAGCGACUGCUCCAGGCCAAGAAAUAGUCUGGUACAUAAACACUUUAACAGUGAAUUUUAACUUCCACACUUUGGUUUUUGUAUGGAUUAAACAAGGCACAUACAAUUUGUUAAUUAGUGAGCUUCAGAGGUGCUGGUAAGUGGAAUUUUUGCUGUUUCCAGUCUUUCAUGCUAAACUGCAGGUGGUAGCUUCAUAUAUCUUAUCCUCUCAGCCAACUCUUGACAGCAGAGCGAAUAAGCGUGUUCCCAAAAUGUCUAACUAUUCCUUUUUAAGUGUUCUUGUGCAUCUGAUGGAGAUGGAGACAUAGUCCCGAGUCUUCCUAACCUGUGGAAAAUUUCAGCAACAACAGAAACUGAAAAAAUGGCGGGCCAACCCUGUGGCGGCUGAAGGGAAAUCAAUAAGUUUAAAAAGUUGUUUCUGGAUUUUACCACAACACCUGUCCUGCAAUAAACCUUUCUACCUAAAUCACUUUAAACUAAAUAUGCAGCAACUGGCUCACCUCCCUCUCGCAGUCCAUGCUCUCCUUCUCAGCCAGCUACGACAAUCUCACUUUAAUCUUGAGAGUGUUCACCUCACCAGAGUACAUAGAUUAACCUCCCUAUCCGUGCCUCUGACACUCACCAGCUCCCUGUGACUUGUAUUGUAUUAAGGCUAGGCCUGUUGUGUUGUAUUUGCAUGGCACAGAGUUAAAACGUGGGUCAGUACUGAAGUUCUUCCACCCACAUCCUAAAGUGAUGUCGUCAGUUUUGUGUGUAUUUGUGCGGGAUUAAACACUAGUGCACUUCCCCCCCAGACAUCUGUCAUCUGCAUAUGUGCCCUGCAUGUUACGUCCCUGCCAGACCCACAUCAGUGUCUCUUUGUGCCAUGUACUGGGUUUCAUCACUUCCCGUUUGUAGUAUUACCAGCUGCCUUAUUGCCGCUCACUGUUUACAAAACCUAAUUUACUGUAACUGCUGCUAGUAGCACAACAAACUUAACUUUGUCGUGCCUCUCCUUUCCUGUUGCCAAUACCUCCUUUACUUCACUCCAGCUUGUGUGCUCUUAAACUACAAUCUACAAUGCCUAACAAUAACUAAAAUACAAUCCUUACUCCAUCAUACACUUUCCUACAAGAAGCCGACAAGGUUGAGCGAAAAGUCCACAUGUGAUUUUAUUAAUCUUGUUUGCUAAAUCCUGAACAGCAUGAUGGUGGAAGUGGAGCAUAAUGUAGACCUGUUUCCUAGCUGUUAACUGUCCAUCCCUGUUAAAGCGCUAAUAAAGACCUGGUUAAAAACA